CUUAGCUCGCGGAACAGCGAGGCGUGUGGAUCCAAUGAGAUCACGCCGCGUCCAGGGCCCGGUGGCUGCAACGAGCCGGUGACUGCUGUAGCACUGAUAUCAAGACAACGCUGUGCAGCGUGACUAUAAAACACCGCCGCUGCUACCGCAUGGGUUCUGCUCAGUCGGCAUUAAUCUGACAUUUACCAGGGAGCAGUAUUCAAGUCUGAGAAGUGCACGAAGAGCUUUUCUUAUUGUUCACGCUGUCAGAUAAGCUUCACCUGCACCAGUCAUUCAGUUCCCAUAGAAAAACUUCUACCACUCAAGGUUACAAUGAGGGAAAAGCUGCCAUUAUUGGCGUUGUUCUGCCUCGCCCUAGCACUCUUUCCUUCUCCAACAGCUUCAGUUGCUGUGAUGUCUGUAGACCUGGGAAGCGAAUGGAUGAAAGUAGCUAUAGUUAAGCCUGGUGUGCCGAUGGAAAUCGUCCUGAACAAGGAGUCCAGAAGGAAAACUCCAGUGGCUGUAUGCUUAAAAGAAAACGAACGACUUUUUGGGGACGGCGCUAUGGGAGUGUCUGUGAAGAAUCCUAAAGUGGUGUACAGGUAUAUCCAGAGCCUUUUGGGAAAGACCGCAGACAACCUACAGGUUGAGCACUAUCAGAAACACUUUCCCGAACACCAGUUAGUCCGAGAUGAAAAGAGGGGAACGGUGUAUUUCAAAUACUCUGAGGAGAUGCAGUAUACUCCAGAAGAGUUCUUGGGCAUGGUACUGAACUACUCUCGUGGCCUGGCUGAGGAUUUUGCAGAACAAAUCAUUAAAGAUGUAGUCAUCACCGUUCCAGCCUUUUUUAACCAGGCAGAACGUAGGGCAGUCCUGCAGGCUGCUCAGAUGGCAGGUUUGAAGGUCCUUCAGCUCAUCAAUGACAAUACAGCUGUGGCUUUGAACUAUGGACUCUUCAGAAGGAAAGAUAUCAACGCAACUGCCCAGAAUGUGAUGUUUUAUGAUAUGGGAUCAGGCAGUGCAACGGCCACUAUAGUCACUUACCAGACAGUGAAGACCAAAGAGGCAGGCACACAGCCUCAGCUGCAGAUCCGUGGAGUCGGCUUUGAUAGGACCCUUGGGGGUUUUGAAAUGGAGCUGAGACUGAGGGACCACCUAGCCAAACUGUUCAACGAGCAAAAGAAAUCAAAGAAAGACAUAAAGGAGAACGCACGUGCCAUGGCCAAGCUGCUGAAGGAGGCGCAAAGAGUCAAGACAGUGCUGAGCGCAAAUGCCGAACAUGUAGCUCAGAUUGAGGGGCUGAUGGAUGAUAUUGACUUUAAGGCGAAGGUAUCCCGUGCUGAAUUCGAGGCUCUGUGUUCUGAUCUUUUUGACCGAGUGCCAGUCCCAGUGCAGCAGGCACUUACUGCUUCUGAGAUGUCUCUGGAUGAGAUUGAACAAGUCAUUCUGGUUGGAGGAGCCACUCGAGUUCCCCGAGUGCAGGAAGUGCUUCUUAAAGCAACAAAAAAAGAUGAGCUGGGAAAGAACAUAAAUGCUGAUGAGGCAGCAGCUAUGGGUGCAGUGUACCAGGCUGCAGCUCUGAGUAAAGCAUUUAAGGUCAAACCCUUCCUGGUCCGAGAUGCAGCCAUCUUUCCAAUACAGGUGGAAUUUAGCCGUGAGACUGAGGAAGAAGAAGGUGCGAAGGGACUCAAGCACAAUAAGCGCAUUCUGUUUCAGAGGAUGGCGCCAUAUCCCCAGCGCAAAGUCAUCACCUUCAACCGUUACACUGAUGACUUCAUUUUCAAUAUUAACUAUGGAGACCUCAGCUUCCUCAGUCCAGACGAUCAGAAGAUGUUUGGCUCUGUGAACCUGACCACAGUGAAGCUGUCUGGAGUGGGUGAAAGCUUUAAGAAGCACUCUGACGCUGAGUCCAAAGGCAUCAAGGCCCAUUUCAACAUGGACGAGAGUGGUUUGCUCAUUUUAGACAGGGUGGAGUCAGUGUUCGAGACUGUUGUAGAGGAGAAAGAGGAAGAAUCAACUCUCACUAAACUGGGGAACACGAUUUCAAGCCUGUUUGGAGGUGGGAGCACAGAGCCCGCUGCUAAUGUGACAGAACCAGUACAGGAUGAAGAGGAGGUUCCUCCCGAAGCUGGAAAAGACCAGGAAGAGGCGGUUGAGAAGACUGAUGAGGCUGCCCAAGAGCAAUCUGAUAAGGAGGAGAAAGGCCAGGGGGAGAAAAGCAAAGAAGAGCCUCAGACUGAGGAGAAGAAAUCUGAUGAAGGCUCUGACAAAGAGGAGCCUCAGGCAGAGAAGGAGCCUGAGGGAUCAGAAAAGUCUGAUGAAGGGAAAGCAGCAAAGGAGGAAGAGAAGGAGGCAGAGAAGAAACCUAAACCCCAGAAAAAGAGCAAAAUCUCAGUCGAUAUUGCAGUGGAGCUGGAGGUUAACGAUGUGCUUAACCCUAGCUCAGAAGACAUUGAUAUCUCCAAAAAGAAGCUGCAGGAUCUGACGGACCGAGAUCUAGAAAAACAAGAGAGGGAGAAGUCACUAAACAGCCUGGAGGCAUUUGUCUUUGAGACUCAGGAUAAGCUGUACCAGGAUGAGUACCAGGCUGUGGUCACUGAAGAGGAAAAGGAGGCAAUCUCCACCAAGCUCAGUGAGGCUUCAGCAUGGUUGGAUGAUGAGGGCUAUUCAGCAGGAACCAAAGAGCUGAAGGAGAAGCUGACCGAGCUGAAGAAGCUGUGCAAAGCCAUGUUCUUCCGAGUGGAUGAGAGGAAAAAAUGGCCAGAAAGACUAGCAGCACUUGACAGCAUGCUCAACCACUCUUCCAUGUUCCUGAAGGGUGCUAAAUUGAUAUCAGAAGAUGACCAGAUUUUUACUGAAGUUGAGCUGAAGACCUUGGAGAGAGUCAUAAAUGAGACUAUGACCUGGAAGAAUGAAACUGUGGCUGAGCAGGAGAAACGCUCUCCUACAGAGAAACCCGUGCUGCUAUCUAAAGACAUUGAGGCCAAGCUCUCCCUCUUAGACCGAGAGGUCACCUACCUGCUCAACAAAGCCAAGUUUGCCAAGCCAAAGCCCAAACCAAAACCUAAAGACAAGAACUCCACCAGCUCAGAGAAUGGCAAAACUAACAGCACAGACUCGGAGAAAGUCAUCCCUCCCAAAGAUGAGUCCAAUGGAGCGGAGGAGGUGAAACCAGCAGAGGAACCUCCCACUGAGGAAAAUAAAAAAGAAGAGACUGAGACAGAGCCAACAAUAGAAGAAAAAACAGAAGAAACAACAGGGGACGAUGAUUCACAAGCCCAUAUAGGGGAUGAAUUAUAACAACUGGAACAUCUCAUUUUUGUGUUGUCGUAUUUAUUGACUGUGAUUAAAGGGUUUUUUUUUUUUUUUUUUUUUUUUGUACACAUCAUCUGUUCUCCUCGGAUCACAACCAAACAUUUCAGAGCAUUUUAGAUAAUGUCAGCAUUUUCAUACAGUAGCUCGCCAUUUGGUAAAUGUGAUCUACUGAAACUGAAUACAUUCAGCUUGAAAGUCUAUGAGCAACUACAGUCUGUUAAUCCUAUCUGCCUGUAUGGAAUGCACACAUUGCAGCUUUUCCCUCAUUCUGUGUGCACUUGUUAUUGGGAUUAUACAUACACAAAAUGAGCUCACUCCAUGUAAAGUUCACUGUGUCCUCACAAAUAUUUUAACAUUUUGUGCUGGAGUCUAGACAUUCAACCUAAAAUCUUAAAUUCUAAUUUCUUUUGAGAAGAGAUGCAAGAUGAAUUUGAUGAAUAUGAUUAAGAAUUUUUUUUUCUACACCAGUUUGUCAUCUACAAUUAAAUUUCUGGUAAUUUGCAUAACCAGACAAGAUGAAAAAUUUAAAAUAUAGGUCUUUUAAGAUGACUCCUUUCCUGGGCUUUUGUUUUGCUUCAUUGUAUGUGUCUAGAAAUGCCGAAUUCUUUAUCAGUGGAAUACAAUAACCAAACAAAUGUGAAAUUUGACCUUUUAUAAAUUCAAUUUCUGUGUAUGGAUCAUGUCACUUCAAUAUUUAGUCCCAUUGUCUUACUGCAUUUGCAUUAUACACUGACUGACCACUUUAUUAGGAACACCUGUACACCUGCUUAUUCAUGUAAUUAUCCAACCAGCCAAGUGUGUGGCAACAGUUCAGUGCUUAAAUUCAUGCAAAUUUAAGAGCUUCAGUUAAUGUUCACCUCAAACAGAAUGGCACACCAGUCUCUAGAGUUUACAAAGAAGGAGGAAAAACAAAAAAAAACAUCUUUUGAGAACAGCAGUUCCGUGAGUGGAAAUGCCUUGCUGAUGAUAAAGAUCAGAGGAGAAUGGCGUGCGUAUGCCAAGAAAACAUUCCCCGCACUAUUACACCACCUCCACCAGCCUGGGCUGUUGACACACGGCAGGUUCGGUCAUUGGAUUCAUGCCGUUGGUGCCAAAUUCUGACCCUACCAUCUGUGUGGCUCAGAAGAAAUCGAGAUACAUCAGACCAGGCUAUUUUUUCCGAUCUUCAACUGUCCAGUUUCAGUGAGCCUGUGCCCACUGCAGCCUCAGCUUUCUGUUCUUGGCUGAUAGUAUUGGAACUCCAAUAUGGUCUUCUGUUGUAGGUUUGACAUGUUGCUGGUUCUGAGAUGCUUCUCUGCUCACUACAGUGGUAAAGAGUGCUUUGAGUUACCGUAGGCUUCUUGUCAGCUUGAACCAGUCUGGCCAUUUUCCUGUGCUGAAAAUUUCUGUCUGCAUUAUUACCACUUGCUGAAUGGUUGGUUGGUCGGUUGGUUGGUUGUUUUGCGCCAAGUUUUUUGUGUGAAAAUCCCAGAUGAUCAGCAGUUUCAGAAUUAUUCGAACCAGUCCCUCUGGCAGCAACAACCAUGCCAUGGUCAAAGUAAUUGAGAUUGCAUUUCACCCCCAUUGUUUGAUGUGAACAUUAGCUGAAGCUCUUGACCUAUACCUGCAUGAUUUUAUGCAUUGUGCUGCUGCCACGUGAUAAUUUGGAUAAUUACAUGAAAUGAGCAGGUGUAUGGGUAUUCCUAAGAUAGUGGACAGUGAGUGUAGGUUAACACCACUGAUGAACAUGCUACCAUUAGCUUUUUUUUUUUUUUUUUUUUUUUGGCAUCCACAUCCACUCACCUCUAUUACCGGUGAAUUUCUCACUGGACUGCACUGACAUUAAGGAAGUUGUAGUUUUUUUCUUCCUAUGAAAGCUUUUGCUGUUCCAAGAAAGUAAAAAUGCGAAUUCUUUAUUCCUCCUUUUCAUCUGUUCCCAUUCUUUUCACCUUUCCAUUGUCUUUGUUUCUGGUCUGUGGAGGAAAGAGUAUAUAAUGUCUGGGAAAGGGAUAUUUUGUUUCUAAGCUGUUAAUAAAAUCUUUUUUAAAUCUC
Pangasianodon hypophthalmus (striped catfish) is the source of this 5325-nucleotide messenger RNA. It is a transcript of the gene hyou1, whose product is annotated as hypoxia up-regulated 1. Gene Ontology annotation, molecular function: ATP binding; ATP-dependent protein folding chaperone. Lineage: Eukaryota; Metazoa; Chordata; Actinopteri; Siluriformes; Pangasiidae. The record is from RefSeq and is a predicted model, not a curated record. Gene Ontology annotation, cellular component: endoplasmic reticulum chaperone complex. Bases 313 to 3279 code for a protein of 988 amino acids. The transcript has 24 exons. Gene Ontology annotation, biological process: endoplasmic reticulum unfolded protein response; negative regulation of hypoxia-induced intrinsic apoptotic signaling pathway; cellular response to hypoxia.